CAAGGUUGUUGAAUUGUUAUCUCCGAAAUCGCAAAAAUGGCCGAAACACUUGCUUGGAUAGGACUGGGAAAUAUUGGACGGGGAAUAGUCAAAAACCUCAUCCAGAAAGGUCCGCAGUCAAACCUAAUUCUUUACAACCGUACAAUCUCCAAAGCCACUGCCUUCUCCUCGACCUUGGAAAAGGGCAAAGUCACCGUCGCCUCCACCGUCUCCGACGCCGUGAAAUCGGCCUCCAUCAUCUUCGUCUGUGUCGGCGACGAUGCAGCCGUGGAAUCGGUAAUUAAUGCCAUUAUCUCUGAGGAAUCAGGCGAUAUCUCCUCCAAGACUGUCGUAGACUGCUCGACCGUUCACCCGGACACAACGCGGAAGGUCCAGAAACUGCUCGCGGCGCGGGAUGCGGCCUUCGUGGCUUGUCCUGUGUUCGGGGCCCCGGCUGCCGCGGAUGCGGGACAACUAGUUGUUGUUCCGGCGGGGCCUGUUGAAUCUGUCAAGAAGAUAACGCCAUACCUGACUGGUGUUACAGCCAGAGGGAUCAUCGACAUGAGCGGCCAGGAUGUUGGCAGGGCGAGUCUGCUCAAGGUCCUCGGGAACACGUUCAUCCUGAACAUGGUGGAGACUCUGGGGGAGGCGCUGGUUGUUGCUGAAAAGUCCGGACUGGGCACCGACGUGUACCAGCAAUGGGUUAAUGCAUUCUUCCCGGGCCCUGUUGCGGGUUACGCGACACGGAUGUUAUCAGGGGACUAUUACCAGCGUGAGGAGCCAUUGUUCGCGGUUGACCUUGCGCGGAAGGAUCUGCGGCAUGCAAUGACGGUCGCAAAGGAUUCGGGGAUGAGGCUGCGCAGUGUCGAGGUGGCUGAUGCGUAUUUGAAAGAGGUGAAGGCUGAGCGUGGGGAGAAGGGAGAUGUCGCUGCCGUCUACGGAGCUAUCAGGAAGGAGUCUGGCCUGGAUUUUGAGAACGGAGGUCAGAAAUAGGAGUAUGAAAGCAAAUUCAUUACUUUUAUUCGGAGCAAGCCCUCCGCACUGGUGUUUUGGUAGUUAUGGUAGGUAUAGUGACGUAGGAAGUAACAACUUCAUCUAUCAGUCAUUUGUUCCGGAUGACUUCCACGCUGUCCAGAAUGAUGCAUUCAAUUUGCAAUUGCAAUAUCUACAAUUGUUCCAAAGGCUGUAUAUAUUUCUCUGCCGGGCAAUAAACAAACCCAACAAGCUAUGCCCUGCCUCUUUGCUUCUCUUCUUAUCCUUAGUUCCGCAGGGUAUAUA
Messenger RNA from Monascus purpureus, 1257 nucleotides. The record is from the annotation of a GenBank genome assembly. Lineage: Eukaryota; Fungi; Ascomycota; Eurotiomycetes; Eurotiales; Aspergillaceae.